AGAUGAAGUUGCUGUUCGUUGUUUCUGCUGUUCUGGCUGUAGCCAGCUGUGCCAGCAUCUCUCUGGAAGAUCUGGAGUUUCGUGCCUGGAAACUCAAGUUUGAAAAGUCAUAUGACUCUGAGUCAGAGGAGGCUCACCGGAAGCAGAUCUGGCUCAACAACCGCAAACAUGUGCUAGUACACAACAUCUUGGCAGACCAGGGUUUGAAAUCCUACCACCUUGGGAUGACCCACUUUGCUGACAUGGAAAAUGAGGAAUACAAGCAUCUGAUUUCCCAGGGCUGCCUUGGUUCCCUCAAUGCUUCCCUGCCUCACAAUGGUUCUUCGUUUCUCCGGCUACCUGAAGAUAUUGAUCUGCCCGACACUGUUGACUGGAGAGAAAAGGGAUAUGUCACUGAUGUCAAGGAUCAGAAGAAGUGUGGCUCCUGCUGGGCUUUCAGUGCAACUGGUGCACUGGAGGGUCAGAACUUCAGGAAGACAAGAAAAUUGGUGUCUCUGAGUGAACAGCAGUUGGUGGACUGCUCUCGCAGCUUUGGGAACCACGGCUGCCAAGGAGGCUUUUCAUACCAGGCUUUUCACUACAUUAUAUACAAUGGAGGAAUUGACACUGAGGCGUCCUACCCUUAUGAAGCUAAGGAUGGACUAUGCCGUUACAACCCCAGUGCUAUUGGUGCCAAAUGCACUAGCUAUGUUCAUGUGAGUAACUCUGAUGAAGCUGCACUGAAGUCUGCUGUGGCUACCUUUGGACCGAUAUCUGUGUCCAUUGAUGCUUCUCAUCAAUCGUUUCAACUCUACCAUUCAGGAUUGUAUGAUGAGCCGGCCUGCAGCAGCACACGUUUGGGCCAUGCUGUGCUGGUUGUAGGUUAUGGUACUUUGACUGGGCAUGACUACUGGCUGGUCAAGAACAGCUGGGGACUUGGAUGGGGAGAGAUGGGAUACAUUAAGAUGAGCAGGAACAAGUACAACCAGUGUGGGAUUGCCACUCGAGGAAUCUGCCCUCUGGUCUAAUGAGGUGGGAGUAAACUCAUCCUCAUUUUGUCCUUAUUUGACAAACAAUUACUUAAAAUACCAUUUAAGCAUAUGUCAUUUCUGAUAUUCAAACAGUAUGUUUUUACAGUACACUACAGCUUACUAUAGGAUCGUGGUUAUGGGUAUUAGUUUUUUAGUUUUAUCUAAAUUAACUGAGUUAUAAGACAGUAUCUUUUUUAUGGUGUCAACCAGUCUCUCUUUUCCCAAAACUGCAAUUUCACAUUGAGAUAUAAACAUUUACAUUUGUGUUUUUACUGUAGUGGUGGGUAUGACUUAAUAACCAUCUUGUGAUGUUACCAUUAGAAAUAUUGAUCUGUUGAUCAAUCAGCUUUAUUCAGAAAGAGAUCCUCAGCCCUUGUGGGAUGCAUUUCUAUCCAGUUUUCUGCAGAUUUUUGUGUUUAAUCCAGAAUAAAGCAGAUUAACUGAAUAUCUCCUGGCUUUUUCUGUAGAGUUGUCAGUGACAGUUUUGUUUCAUUUAGAAAUGUUUAAAUACUUCUUCCUUAUCAGGUGUGUGAGUGGGUGGAUUUACUAUGUUAACAAUAUUAAAUCAUUGGUAAAAUGUAUCAGUCAAAUCAAAUUAUGUACUGCUGAUACAUUUCUCUAAAAUCCAUGUGGGUUUUCAAUAUUUAUUUGGUAUUUCAUGAAUUCUGAUUGAGUUCCCAUUGGCUCAACUUUGAGAGUCACCAAUAUGUAUAAACAGC
Messenger RNA from Neolamprologus brichardi, 1729 nucleotides. Lineage: Eukaryota; Metazoa; Chordata; Actinopteri; Cichliformes; Cichlidae. The record is from RefSeq and is a predicted model, not a curated record.